Messenger RNA from Schistosoma margrebowiei, 2734 nucleotides. Lineage: Eukaryota; Metazoa; Platyhelminthes; Trematoda; Strigeidida; Schistosomatidae. The record is from the annotation of a GenBank genome assembly.
UGUAAAGUGAAAGCUUCUUCUAUUCCGUUCAAAACCAUUUGCUUUUGAAGUAUGGUGUGGGCAUUUUCAAUUAGUGAGUUACAUUCCGCCUCUAUAUACAGAACAUAGACGUUAAAAACAUUCCUUGUAUGAAAUGGAGUUCGUUAGUAAGUAUAUUUAAUCCUAAUCCGGUUUUAUGGAACUGUAACUACCUAGAUGGUACAAUAAAUAGAUCUCGGUCUUUUGAGGAAGUACUUCCCAACACGGACCUCGGUCAAUCUAAUAAUACCAAUCUUCAAGAUUACUCAGCUAAACUUUUAGUACCUGUUGAUAAACAAUUUAUUGACCACUUAGGUCCAAAAAAUCUGUCGGGACUUCAGGGAAAGUUCAGGGGCUUCAGAAGUCACUAUGAAAUCUACACAUCCAAGUCUCUUAAUGAUAUAUUAGACUAUCAGAUGCACUCAGGGAAUAAGACGCAUACACUUCAUCGACAUAAAAGUUCGUCGGGGUUGCUUUUGAACGAUAAUUUUUCAAGCAAUGCUUCGUCGUCCGACAGUUUGAAUGAUGUAAACUAUGAUAACGGACAUUCAGACGAAGAAAAUCUUCCUGGUGCACGCAAACGCCAUGGUUUCCGUGAAGUUACAGACAAUUCAGAUGACGUCUCAGAGAAGAGCGUGAGUCUGGUACACUCAUGUAGUGAUCUCAACAGUUAUUGGAGUGAAAAUGAAGAAGGUCAUGACAUCAGGAAUAGUGACGAUUCUGCUGUGAAUAGUGUGCUAGACGGUGUAACCGAACUUCACAUUAAUGAAAAGGCAAAUAAUUCGUUACCACAGGAAGGUACUAAUGCUGCAGACAUAGAUUUUGACGUUGAUGCUGAUCAGGACAAAACAAAUCCAGCGUACAUACCACGAGGUGGGAGGUACUAUAUGCAUGACCAUCGUACACUAGAAGAAGACGUUGUAGUGGUUAAAAAGCGAGAAAGUAACCGACGAUGGCAGCAUGAUAAAUUUAAUUAUUAUGAUCAAGCCCCAAGGUCUACAGAGGAAAUCAUAUGGAGGUAUGGGUACGAUAUUCGUAAAGAAAACAUUUGUCCGUUUGCAAAUAAGUCUGAUCCUAAUGAUGGAAGUAACGUCCCUACGACAACCUCCAUCCCCUGCGAGACUAAUGAGACAUAUCAUUCUUCACAUCAACCGAGUCAAGUAACCAGUACCAAAGUGCGAGACAGCGUGUUGUGCGGUAACGAAAGCCAAAAACGUUCUGCUAGGACCCAAGGAAAAGCCAUCACAUACUCUAGCAUCAAGUAUAAUGGCUAUAGUCGCUUUACAAAGAGCGACUGCCAUGGACGUGAUUUCUCCACACGGAAAGAUUCAGUUACGGAUAAGUUUCAAACUCAAGCUUCAAGGCCCAUAAAAGAGGAUUCUGUAUCUGGAACUAAUUUGCAUCGCAGUCAUCCUACUCCGACCCUUAAUAUAAAGCCUGCUUAUUCAACUAACACACAUGACUCAUAUUGUAAACAUCAACAGGGUUUAAACCAUUCAUAUUACACAUCUAGCUCCAAUCUUUCCAGACGUAAUAGGGAAGACUCGUCAAAGCCCCCAGUCUCAAACGAUCAAUAUCUCAGUAAGAAACAGGCCAUUAACUUUGCUCCAGUAAACACGAAAAUCAGAAGAGUUUACAAACCUCAAGUAAUAAAACACUCAAGUCACAUCCACGAACAAGUAAAACGUGGAGAAAGAGUUCCGAAACGGUAUUCUGCUGUCCGACAAAAUGUAUCUAACAUUGAUUCAUCUACCGAUAAAAAAACACCAUUGCGGCUUCCAUCUCCUGUACACACUGAAGAGUCGUGUGGUUCUGUUGACGUUAAGAACUUAGUGGUUACAAAGUUAAACACCCCAGGGAAUGUACAUGAGGUUACUCAACUACAUAAAUCUGCAGCGGACUGUAAAGACGUAAUUGCAACUCAAGAUCAGGUUUGCACUAAAAUCACUGGUAUCAACACGUUUAGUCAACAAAAAGCGGACUCUCAACCAGGUAGUAUCAGUGUGCAUCCAGUUUCUCUAACACAUUUCCAGCCCUCCAUAGAAUAUAGCAGACGUAUUCCUACUGAAUAUUCAUCUGUCAAUCCACAUUUACAAACUAUAUAUUGCCCAGAUAUAUUUCAGCAUGAUCCACGCUAUCAACCUCCAAGCACUGUGAUGUCAAACUACGUACUACCUAAUGCUCAUCAAGCUCAGAUGCAUCGUUUAUAUGGAAAUGGAAUUCAAAAUAUGAAUUUACCAGUGCCAGCAGCCACGACUCUUUGUUUUGAUCAUGUGCCAUGUGGAGUCACAAAUGACCCUAGUCAAACAUACGUGAUGCACUUAGGUAUAACUGCGGUGGAGCCUCAUUGGAAUGGCGAGGAAAAACCAGUGUUCAACCGAAGAUCCCCGAAGAAACCAUUGGAAGUUAUUGAUCCUCGUGACGGAACAAGAGUUAAUAAAGUUGCACUUUCUGAAACACAGUAGCAUGCCUCAAAUCGUGUUAAUUUAUAUACAAAUUUUCAAUGUGCAUGUAUACUUAUCGUGUCUUGCCUUGAAAAGAUAGUAAAUAAUAACUAAUCUUUAUGCAAAUCCCAAACUGUAGAUAUAACUUUCCCAGUUAUUAUUUCUUUAACUAAAUGUUCCAAGCUUUGUGCUUUUCUAAACUACUUCCAGUGUAGUCACGAUUGCGAACUAUUUUUUGAAUAUUUCAAUCAAAUAAAAAUUAUAGGCGUUUU